Molecule: messenger RNA, 1560 nt
Organism: Brassica oleracea var. oleracea
Lineage: Eukaryota; Viridiplantae; Streptophyta; Magnoliopsida; Brassicales; Brassicaceae
Exons: 2
Coding region: 1-1560 (519 amino acids)
Source: RefSeq, a predicted model, not a curated record
AUGGCGACGAGCUCCGCUCCCGAUAUCGACAUUGUCAUCGAGGAAACGAGAAGGACCCCAUUCACAAACAGAAUCGCCAGCGUAAGACUGUAUCACGUUGGGAAACUGAAAUUCCCCGAAUACGCCGGGAACACAGACCCAAAAGCCCAUGUGCGAGCUUUCCGUCUAGCAAUAUCAAGAGCACACCUCACCGACAAUGAAAAAGAAGCUGGAUACUGCCGUUUCUUCGCCGAGAACCUCACUGGAGCCGCCCUAGAGUGGGAAGAAUUGGUGGUACGAGCACAUAUCUCGUUGGACGACGCCCUACACCGAGCCUCUUAUUUCGCCACUCGUGAAGAGGAAGGCGCAGCCUUGAAAGAACAGUAUAGUGCGAACAAGAACAACACAACCAAAAAACCUUCUACUCCUAAAGAACCAACCACCAAAGGGCAACAUUCCUACGCAAUAAAUAAUUCGCCGCAAAAGUCUUCAACAUAUGACCUUAGCAAAUGCUGCACUUUCCAUGAUCGCAAGGGCCACUCGACCGAAGAAUGUCGAGCCGUACUUCGCAGUCAAAACAAAAAUACUAACGAAGAAGCCGAAGAAGAAGAAGAGCCAGUGACUCUGAUAUCCAACCGAAAGACCAAAGCCUUAACAAACAAAAGAGGCAGGGAGAUCGAACAUGAAUCACCAUGGGGGCAGAACAGCAACACAACCGAUGAAAUCAAGAGCCAAACCGAAGGAAAAAUCCGCUUCGAGAUCUCGGUAGCAAUCCGCACAUUGGAAAAUCCCGACGAAGUCACUCCCCCUCCCUGUGUCACUCCAUACAACCAAAACACAAAACCUCCUAGUGUAAAAAUCUCCAACUUCAAGCGAAAGAAUAAAAUGACCAAAACUCGCGAGCUGUUGGAGAAACCGAUUCAAAAACAAGACAUAAUGCAGACUCUCAAUCGCAAUCUGUCUAGGGGACAGAGCCACUACCAACCAGCACUGACUAAGAGGUGGAAUUUUCCGGCCCACAACAAGGGCAAAAAACGGAUCGACUUCAUCUACGGAGGCUCCAAAUUCUGCAAUUCGGUCAACUCAAUGAAAGCAUACCAACGGAGUGCAGAAAACAACGUAGGAAUUAGAGAGCCCUUGUCAGGUCCCGAUCAUGAAAUCACCUUCAACGAAAAAAAACCGCACGACGACGCUCUUGUGAUACGAAUCGACGUUGGUGGCUGCGAACUAUCCCGAGUAAUGAUCGACACCGGGAGCUCGGCCGAUGUCCUCUUCUACGAGGCGUUUAAAAAAAUGGGAUUCACUAAAGCACUCCUAAAGCAAGAGCGAACUCCCUUCAUCGGCUUCGAAGGAGAGACCGCCUAUUCUCUCGGAUCGAUCGAGCUCGCGGUAACCGCUGGAGAAAUCAGAAAAAUCGUAGAAUUCAUCGUGAUAGACCGUCCGGCCCCAUUCAACGCAAUCCUCGGGAGACCUUGGCUAUACAGCAUGAAGGCAGUCCCCUCGACAUAUCACCAUGGCCUGAAAUUUCCAACCUCAAAAGGAUUCGAAACUAUCAGAGGAAGCCAGAAUCCGGCGUCUUAA